GACGUGCUGCUCCUAGCGUCCGCACCUUGAAAGCACAGCAGUCACCUUCCAACCUCUGCGACUCUCCCCUCCUCUCCUUUUCUAUCUUCUCCUUUCUCAGUCGCAGUUAUUCUGCGGGUCGGAGGGGACGGCUGUCUCUGCACAGAUUACACCAUUUUAAUGAGUUCCCUUCCCUCCACCCUCAAUACUCAGAGACAGGAGCUUUUUGUAUUUCGCCUAUUUGCUCCACAGUAAACCCGCGGCUGAUCGCUUUACCAAGCCACGGAGGGCUGCCUCGGCGUCCUGGUGAUGAGGCAAGUGGCGCACAGCCGACACAGCUUUGAAGGAAACCCGUUGGGUCUGGAGAAACCGCCCCAAUAAGGGACGACAAAAGACGGGAAGAGCUGCCGGAACUACUGUACGUUGGGACGCUAUCAUUUCUCCGACAAUGCAUCUCUUCAGUGCCAUGUUUCUACUUGUGAUGUUAGCUGGCAUGCCCAGCGAGGCUCUUUACCCCAGCCUAGAGGAAGGCUGGCAGAUCUACAGCUCAGCACAGGACGCAGAUGGGAAGUGUAUCUGCACCGUUGUCGCACCAGCCCAGAACAUGUGUAACCGCGACCCACGCAGCCGGCAGCUCCGCCAGCUCAUGGAGAAGGUUCAGAAUAUUAGCCAGUCAAUGGAGGUGCUAGAUCUGAGAACCUUCCGAGAUCUCCAGUAUGUAAAGAACACUGAGGGUCUAAUGAAAGUCGUCGAUGGAAAGCUGAAGGUGGCCUCUGAAAAUCCCCGGAGCCUCAAUCCAAAGGGCUUUCAGGAGGUAAAAGACAAGGUAAACCAACUGCUCCCCCUGCUGCCAGUGUUGGAACAGUACAAGGCAGAUGCUAAGAUGAUCCUGCGUCUCCGAGAGGAGGUGAGAAACCUUUCCUUGGUGCUUAUGGCCAUCCAGGAGGAGAUGGGAGCCUACGACUAUGAGGAGCUGAGACAGAGAGUCCUGCUACUGGAGACCAGACUACACUCUUGCAUGCAGAAACUAGGUUGUGGAAAGCUCACCGGUGUCAGCAAUCCAAUCACAGUGCGUGCAUCUGGAUCAAGAUUCGGCUCCUGGAUGACAGACACCAUGAUACCCAGUUCAGACAACAGAGUGUGGUCCAUGGAUGGAUACUUCAAGGGAAGGCGUGUCCUAGAAUACCGCACAAUGAGCGAUUUCAUGAAGGGGCAAAACUUUGUUCAGCACCUGCUGCCGCAUCCUUGGGCCGGCACUGGCCAUGUGGUCUAUAACGGCUCGCUGUACUACAACAAAUACCAGAGCAACAUCAUCAUCAAAUACCAUUUCCGGUCUCGAAGCGUGCUGGUGCAACGUAGCCUCAGCGGAGCUGGCUAUAACAACACCUUCCCAUACUCCUGGGGUGGCUCCUCUGAUAUUGACCUCAUGGCGGAUGAGAAUGGUCUCUGGGCUGUUUACACCACCAUAAACAAUGCUGGGAACAUUGUCAUCAGCCGCCUGGAGCCCCAGAGUCUAGAGAUUCUUCAAACCUGGGACACAGGCUUCCCAAAACGCAGUGCUGGAGAGUCUUUUAUGAUCUGUGGCACACUCUACGUCACAAACUCUCACCUCGCUGGUGCCAAGAUCUACUUUGCCUACUAUACCAACACAUCAAGUUAUGAGUACACAGAUAUCCCCUUCCACAAUCAGUAUUCCCACAUCUCCAUGAUGGACUAUAACCCCAGAGAGAGGGUCUUGUACACCUGGAACAAUGGACACCAGGUCCUCUAUAACGUCACACUUUUCCAGGUCAUUAAGACUUCUGGAGACUGAGGGCUCAAAGAAAAGACCCACUCAAAAAAUGCUGUGAUCAUUGUUCUAAAAGGACAAAGGAGCAGGGUAGAGAUGGGUACUGUCUGAAGAAGGGGGUUUGGGGGAUAAGGUUUUAAUCUGUGGGUACAGGCUUGGGUGUUUUUUUAAGAAUUUCAAUCUUCAUAGAGUGCUAUUAUUCACAUUCUCCAAAAAAAAAUGUCCAACAAAAGGUUCGUAAAGACCUAAAGACUGAGCGGCUUUCUGUUUUUCUUUAUGUGAUGAGUAAGCAUGGUUCUUUUUAUCUGUGAUGACAAAUAAACAUCCACUUUAACAUUAAUGAC
Molecule: messenger RNA, 2112 nt
Organism: Gambusia affinis (western mosquitofish)
Lineage: Eukaryota; Metazoa; Chordata; Actinopteri; Cyprinodontiformes; Poeciliidae
Gene: olfm2a
Product: olfactomedin 2a
Exons: 6
Coding region: 428-1792 (454 amino acids)
Biological process (GO): signal transduction
Source: RefSeq, a predicted model, not a curated record